Molecule: messenger RNA, 2922 nt
Organism: Chelonoidis abingdonii (Abingdon island giant tortoise)
Lineage: Eukaryota; Metazoa; Chordata; Testudines; Testudinidae
Source: RefSeq, a predicted model, not a curated record
UAUGAAGAAUACAGAACAAGAAGUGACCACAACUUUCCUUGCCCAGUGUAUAAACAAUGAGGAGCCACUAACAAACAAAUGGGAAAAGGGAAACUAUAGCACUUUGCCAGAUGUACAAGCUUCCUUUGCUCCUGAUGGAAUAUGCCAUCAAGAGUUGCCUGGAGACAACAGUAAAAUUUCUUGUGGACUUCCUCAGACAAUAACUCUGCAGCUAGGCCAACAGACCGGUAUGGCUCACCAAGAAGCUGAUGCUGAACGCCAGUCUCUAAGUAAGACAUUUGUUGAACCCAUCAAUGAAUUUCAAGAGAGCACUGAGAAAUGCAUUGUAAAAGAUCAGAGCAGGAUGGUGGAUAGUUUGGAGCAACUGCCGUUAGGAAAUGCCUCUGCUAAUACCAAUCAUCUCCCGUCCAGAAGAUGCGAGAAUGCACAUAAUGAACAUAUUGCCCAGGACUGGAAGUCUUUGGAUGCAGAAACCGAUUCUGAUGGACUGACACACACACAUAAUACCAUUAAUGAGCGUUUUGCAGGAGGUGAAGAAGGUUGUGUUCCUACAUCUCCAAGUAUUUUACGCAGAGAACUCUGCAAUGUUAAAUCUCUGCAACUCAGUGCUAUGGCAUCUGUCUAUACUUGCCUCCCUCUCAGUGCAGAUGAAAGCACCCUGGAUUCUGGCUCUCUAACUUCCAGUCCGAAUAUUAGUAAAGUUUCUUUAUUGGACAUUCAUGAACUUGAACAUAAAAGUGUAGCAGACAGGAAGUCCAACCAUUAUUUGUCAAAUGAGGUUAUUUCGGUGCAGAAAAUGCAUAUUUCUCCAAGUGAAGAGAAAAGUGUAGACAGAUUGAGAGGUGAAAGUGCUGAUGCUGAAUUCAUGCUUAAUGAGAAGGAGGGAGCUCAGUUUAAUAUUGAGGAGAAAACAAAGGAAUUUCAAUCUGACUGUACUGAGCACAAUUCAUAUGAGUUAGUGAACAUUGUUAGCUCAAAUGACACAGACCACCAAAAGAAUAUUAGGGAGCUGUUAGCCCCUAGUGACAUUUUGAGGAUUGAAAACAAUACCUGGCAUAAUACAGAGAAGAAUCCUUAUAGAAACUCCUUGGAAAAUGCUUGCAGUUCUAUAGCAGCUGAUUGUAAUGAAUGUGACGAUGUUGGAUGCAAAAAGGAAACUGGCCAUGAAUAUCUCUACCAACCUGCUGCAUCAAAAGGGUGCAGAUCCUCUACAAAUUCUUCUCUUACUGUUUAUGAAAGUCAAGCAGAAGAAAUAACUGUUGCAGGCUAUGAUGGUACUGUUUCUCACUCAGGCCAUGCCUCCAGGAAUAUAGGAAUUCAGCAAUUUGCUUGUAAUAAAAAGGACAAGUCUCAGCUCCAAAAUAUACAGGUAAAUCCAAAAACGGAGAACGAACCAGAUAUGAAAUAUUCUGACUCUAAAUACCACAUGUUAGUGGCUGGCAACACAGAUGCCAAGCUUUGUGUGGCAGGAGACAGCCCCUCUGCCAGUCCAUAUUUAGAAAGUGGACAAUCCCUGGAGACUGGACUACAUUCGGGGACCAUCUGUCUGCCAGAGCAGUCUCACAGGUGUCUUCUGCCACAAGAUUCUGCGCUUUCCGACCCCCGGAAGAAGGAAUUAGAGCAAAACUGGAGUGAAAGUCUAUCAGCAAAACAACUUAAGAAAACAUAUUAUUCUGUUUUCAGACUACCUACCGAAGGCUCAUCUUUUGGGAGGCUUUGCCAGAAUGUAGACUGCACCAUUGAGCCUCCUCAUCUGAGCAAGGGAACAUCCCCCACUACCCUACUGACACCAAAUCCAUGUUUAUCGGGACAAGAAACUGAAAUACAUGCAAAUGGAGAGUCUUCGGCAUUCAACCCUCAACUGAUGGAUAAAGCCACAUAUUUAAGUUGCCUUUAUAAUCCAAAGACACCAAGGAAACAAGCAAAUGAACUAAGUAUACUUUCUAAUCUACGCUAUUGUAAAAUUUCAGCAAAAGUAUCUUUUGGUGUGGAGGAGGAGGAGGGCGGGAGGUCAGUGUCGCACAAAAAAAAAAAAUAAUCCAGACCAAUUAAUUAGUGACCAUCAGUAUAAACCUCCAGCUAAAAAAGUAGUCACCACAGAUAGCGACUGAUGUAAGUAUACUACCUGAUUUGAGGCACUAGACUUUGGUAGAGCUUUGCACAGCUAAAAUGUAAUCAACUUGUAAAAUGAAUGGAUUUGUGUGUGUAAAUGAGGACAGUCAAAGAUGACUCAAAAAUACCACUACUGUAUUGUGCUGUAGAGAUGCACUGAAUGCGUUUCUAUACACAGUGAUCUGGUACAUCACUCUGGCCCUGUGUUUUCAGUCUGUUGUCUUUCAUUCAGAAAUGUAAUUUCAAGAUACCUGUGUAUAUAAUUUUUGAUCUUGAACUAAUCAGAAGUGUUAAACAUCCCAUGAAAAAUAUUUAGUGGCAUGCAAGUUUAGGCCUUACAUUUGAUGUGCUCAGUGUAAUACUGUACUCAGCCAGGUGCAACCUGUUCAUAAAUGUUUUGGAAUUAACAAAGCUGACCUGCUUUAAAGAAGGAAAGGGUAAUGCUGGAAGAUGAUGGGGUGUUUUUCUUCAUUUUUAAACAUUUUUGGAAGCCUGUGAUUGUAAAUAUUUCCACCUAGUUUCUUCCCUCUCUUCCAUUGUGAGUAGACAAUGCUUUGAAUGUUCUGGGAGAUGGACUUUUCUCUUGGUUUUGAACAAACGAGUGGUUUCUUUGGAUGACAGAGACUUUACAUGCUAUAUGUAGGGGAAAAUAUAGGGCAAAUUGGGUUGGAUCAUGUAACAUUGAUGGUGCAAUGAAGCAUCUCUUUAUCAAAUGACAGGAGUAAAAUCUUUUUUCUGCAAGUAAGGGUAAGAUGUUGCCCUUUAUAUCAUUACUUUAAGGAUUUUAAUCUUGUUGGUAUAGCUCAGUGG